Messenger RNA from Gymnodraco acuticeps, 2040 nucleotides. RefSeq lists its product as uncharacterized. The record is from RefSeq and is a predicted model, not a curated record. The coding region runs from base 517 to 2040 and encodes 507 amino acids. The transcript is spliced from 9 exons. Gene Ontology annotation, molecular function: DNA-binding transcription factor activity, RNA polymerase II-specific; RNA polymerase II cis-regulatory region sequence-specific DNA binding. Gene Ontology annotation, biological process: regulation of transcription by RNA polymerase II; anatomical structure development. Lineage: Eukaryota; Metazoa; Chordata; Actinopteri; Perciformes; Bathydraconidae.
CCGGAAAUAAACAAAGCCAGACAAGCUGAGAGGAGGGAAGAGGCUCAGCUGCUGCAGCCAGGGACAUUCAUACUCGUAAGAGAACCAUUUAUUUAACGUCGUGUAUAACAACAGAAACAUAAGUAUGUGUUUACAAAUCGACCAUUAAGAUGUCAAACUGUAAACCAUAUACGUUUGCUGUUUUAGGAAAAGUCCGACAGAGUGCAAACCAGUGACAGGUUCAGCGUUAGCUAGACAACAUGCUAACUCUUAGCUAGAUUAACACAACAGACAUAAUACAUAAUCAGCAUUUGAAAAACCACUAUUUUCUAAAUGAAAAUAAAAAGCCACUCCGAAUGGAUUUUAGUGAGUGCAGCUUUCAGUCAGAAAAGAGAAUCAGUUCUCAGCUAACUUUAGGUUAUGUCUGUUUAACCGGUGUUUACAUUUCAACAUCUUGCUAUUAUCAUAUGCUAACUAACCAAUUCUGAUUCUCAUUCGGGAUUGUUAGCAGCAGCUGAGCUCACAUUAAUCACCAUCAUGAUGACAACUAAGAGACUAGACAAUUUUGAGGUGAUGUGUGAGUGGGAUUCAUGCGACUUCAGGGGCUGCACCGUGGAGGAGCUCAGCGAUCAUAUGGCUCUGCAUUUAAAGGACUACCUGGGAGACAACGACGCCUUAGAGGAGCUUGACGAGUAUGCUUGUCUCUGGAAAGGGUGUCAAUUUCUAGCCAUGGGCUGCCCUGCGGAGCUGGAGGUCCACGCUCACUUCCACAAUUAUCACGGUAAGCUGAAGUUCGUCGGGGCGAGGCUUCUCAAGUCCCGCCCCGACCUACCCAGCUGCAACGAAGGUCUGCACAGCAGCAACCUGGUUCCCGAAGGGUCGGAUGGAUACGUCUGCCAAUGGGAACACUGUGAUAGUACAUUUAACAAUCCUGAGUGGUUUUACCGACACGUGGACAAUCACGUUGAAAGUGCUGAGCCACAGUCCCUCCCUCAUCAGCAGCAGACUUUCUUAUGCCCCUGGACAGGCUGCGAUGCUUCCUUCAAAAUCCGAUACCGUCUGAGGGAGCACAUGCGGAGCCACACUCAGGAGAGACUGGUGGCUUGCCCGACGUGUGGCAACAUGUUCUCCAGCAACACUAAGUUGUUCGACCACCUGCACAGGCAGGCCGAGCCAAUAGAUUCACUGGUGUGUGAACAUUGUGGCAAAGCUUUUUCCAACGAGAGGCUGUUGAGGGAUCAUGUUCGUCAGCAUGUGAACCAGGUGAAGUGUCCCUUCUGUGACAUGACCUGCACCACUUUGGCAGCUCUGAAGAUCCACAUCAGAUUUCGCCACUGUGACGAGCGGCCCUUCCCGUGCGACUUCUGCGACAAGAGAUUUAAGAACCAGCGCGACCUGCAGAAGCACACCGAGGUUCACAAUGAGGGCACCGUGUAUCACUGUACAGUGGAGGGCUGUGAUUAUUCCUGUCACACAUUUCCAACCAUGAGCUACCACUACAAGAGAGCGCACCAGGUCGGAGGGAUGUCCAAAUAUAAAUGCCAUAUCUGUGAUAAGGUCUUCUCCUGGUGUUACACUCUCACACUUCACCUCCGCAAGAAGCACGAGCUGAAAUGGCCGUCUGGACAUUCUCGCUUUCGUUACAGAAAAGACGUAGACGGCUUCCUAAAAGUGAACAUGGUGCGGUUUGAGACUGUGGAAGUGACGAAGGAGAUCAUGAAGAACAUGGCCAAAAAGCCGCAGAGCCUUCGGAAAAGUCAGAGAACGAAGAGGGCUGCCGUCCCACCGGAGAGCAGCCGGAGCUCCCCCGCAGGGUCCUCCUCGCCCUCCUCCAGCUCCUCCUCCUCGUACGGCUCGGAUCUCUCUGGAGCGGAGGACGUCUCGUCUCAGCCGAGCCCCCGAGGAAGCGACUCUCCGGUCUACUGCGUGAUGAGCACCAUCCCUCUCAUCGAGGAGGAGCCCGGGGGGUCGUCGCAGGAGGACUGUGACGGCAGCGGGACGUCGGGGGCGGUGCAGGCCCUGACGGAGGUGGCGAGGGGCCUGGGCAUGGACGUGGUGUGA